AUGGAAGACAAAAAAGACAACGGAAUCAUUCUCGAGCAAAUGAAAAAGUACAUGGCAGAAGUUAAAGGCGGAGAGACAAGAUUCAACCAAAUUUUGCUCGGAAUAAACGAGCACUACAAAGAAGUCGUUGCAGGAAAGACCCCGCUCAAAUUCUCCGAAGUUCUGAAAAUCAUGCUCGGAGAGAACGCAGUAAGCACCUUCCUGGAGAAGACAACUUGGAUCUCAGACUCUGCUGCUAUAAAGGCGGUUAUAUUUGUCCUCAGCAUAAUCCUUUCACUCAUUGCAUUCGCAUCCUUUAAAAUUAUAUGUAGGACUUACAACCAGCCAAAAGCACUUGCUCUUGGGCUGCUCGGAGCUGCAGUUGGAGCAUUCUUUGUGGGAAAGGAUAAAAUCAUCGCAUCAGCAAUGGUUGCAGCUGCCGUUUCAUUCUGCAUCUUCGUUCUGGCAUUCUCUAUCCCGGAGAUUCGCAUCCUAUGGAUCUCAUUCGGGCCUUUUACAGGGAUGAUUUGGGCAGCUAACAAGUACGCCAUAUUUUCAAAGCUAGACCUGAUUGUGAUAGCAAUUCUCACCCCCACCAUGAGUGCAAUGGGCAUUCUAGAAGGACUUUCUACUGUUUUGACCGAUAACCAAGCUUUCUUCUUCUGGGGAAGGAUAGUUACAACCCUCCUUUUUGGAGCCAGCCUGGGAGCUUGCUACUACUUGAAGAACAGAGCUGACGUGGGAAUGGCCAAGUCGCAGGACAAAAAGACAGACUCAGAGGAGAAGAAGGCCGUGCACGAUCUGAUAAAGAAGAAGAAGCUUUCCGAGCACUUUUCUAUGGGGCUAGGCUCUGGAGUUGUCAUAGUUUUUGGGUUAUUUGGAUUUGGGGCUCUCCUGGGGGGGUUGUCUACAGGCUAUUUUGUUUGUAAUUUCCGCUGA
This is a messenger RNA of Nematocida major, 918 nucleotides long. RefSeq lists its product as uncharacterized. The transcript has a single exon. Bases 1 to 918 code for a protein of 305 amino acids. NCBI's taxonomy places the organism in Eukaryota, Fungi, Microsporidia. The record is from RefSeq and is a predicted model, not a curated record.